AUGGGAACUGUGAUGUUCGAAGACGACCUGGCGAUCAGUGGGACUGUAGAAGCUGCGACUCGGGAAGAGGUCGAGCAGCGGUUGUCCAGGCUCCAGAGCCAGUCACAGUCGCUACUUGCGUCAGCUGUAGCGGAGGCCUGGAGGCUACUAUGCAGACGGCGCUACGCACCGUAA
Molecule: messenger RNA, 174 nt
Organism: Symbiodinium sp. CCMP2456
Lineage: Eukaryota; Dinophyceae; Suessiales; Symbiodiniaceae
Source: the annotation of a GenBank genome assembly